GGGACGGAGGAAUAGAGAGAUAGGGAGGGAUAGAGAGAGGGCAGUCAGAGGAAUUGUAGAGAGCAAGAAGGAAAAUGGGGAACAACAGGGAGAGACAGAGGAAAUGAGUGAGAAAGAAGAGGUAGAUAGAGGGACAGAAGAGAGAAGCAGCUGGAACAGUGUAGUAUACGCUAGUUAACUGGACACAGUGGACAGACCACACUGCACUAACCUCUAGCUCAUCUUCGUUCUGUUGUAAAGACUGGAUCUAUGAGACUGAACUGCUGUCUAGAACACCUGAGCAAAAGUCCAUUCAAUGUCUUGUGGAAGAAGUGAAGGUGAAAAUGGUUCGGUGGUUCCACAGGGAUAUCUCUGGCUUCGAUGCUGAGUCUGUUUUGAAGAGCCGGGGCGUCCAUGGCAGCUUCCUGGCCCGACCCAGCAGGAAGAACCAGGGAGACUUCUCUCUCUCUGUCAGGGUGGGUGAGCUGGUGACCCACAUCCGUAUCCAAAACACAGGGGACUUCUACGACCUGUAUGGAGGGGAGAAGUUUGCCACGCUGUCCGAGCUGGUGGAGCACUACACUGCAGAGAACGGGAUCCUGCAGGACAAAGACGGCACCAUCAUCGAGCUCAAAUACCCCUUCAACUGCUCUGACCCCACCACCGAGAGGUGGUAUCAUGGACACCUGUCAGGCCCCAACGCAGAGAAGUUGCUAUGGGAACGGGACGAGCCGGGCACCUUCCUGGUGCGGGAGUCUCUGUCCAAACCUGGAGACUUUGUUCUGUCUGUUCUGACUGAGGAGAAGAGCAAGGCAUCCAGCGGAGGGAGGAGGGUCUCACACAUCAAGAUCAUGUGCCAGGUGUGUGUGCCUGUGUGUGGGCACAUAAGUGUGUACGAGCAUAAUGACCGGUACACGGUGGGAGGCACAGAGAUGUUUGACACCCUGGCUGACCUGAUGGAGCACUACAAACGCAAAGGCAUCGAGGAGAUGUCUGGAACCUGGGUGCACCUCAAACAGCCCUACUUCUCCACCAGAGUGAAUGCAGCAGACAUUGACAGCAGAGUGAGGCUGCUGGACCAGAUGGCCGAGAGAGAGAACGAGGGAGACAAGAAGAGCAAAGCAGGAUUCUGGGAGGAGUUUGAUGCCCUUCAAAAGCAGGAGACAAAGGUGAAGAAGAGCAGAGAAGAAGGGAUGAGACCAGAAAACAAAAGCAAAAACCGAUAUAAGAACAUCCUUCCCUUUGAUGAGACCAGGGUCAUUCUGUCAUCUGGAGACCCCAAUAUCAUUGGCUCAGAUUACAUCAAUGGCAACUAUGUGACAAAUAAGCUGCAGGAGCCCAGUGACCAGAAGGUGUACAUCGCCUGUCAGGGCUGCCUUGCAACAACUGUCAACGAUUUCUGGCAGAUGGUGUGGCAGGAGAGGACAAGGGUCAUCGUCAUGACAACCAGGGAGGUCGAGAAGGGACGGAAUAAAUGUGUGCCAUACUGGCCAGAAAUGCAGGGCUCCAAAGAGGUGGGGCCGUAUGUGGUCACUUGGGUCUCUGAGAGAGAUGCCACUGACUACAAGAUCAGGGUUAUGGAGAUCUCCCCUCUGGAUCAGUCGGACUCAGUCCGUACUAUCUGGCACUACCAGUACCUGAGCUGGCCCGACCAUGGAGUUCCCGAGGAGCCAGGAGGGGUGCUCAGCUUCCUCACUCAGGUCAACACAAAACAGGCCGAGUUCGCCAACGCCGGGCCAAUGAUCAUCCACUGCAGUGCUGGAAUAGGCCGAACUGGCACCAUUGUGGUGAUCGACAUGAUCAUCGAGACCAUCGACACGAAAGGUCUGGACUGUGACAUAGACAUCCAGAAGAGCAUCCAGAUGGUGAGAGACCAGCGGUCAGGCAUGGUGCAGACUGAAGCCCAGUACAAGUUCAUCUACCUGGCCGUCUCUGAGUACAUAGAGGCCUCCAAGACCUACAACAAGGGAGCUGAGACAGAGUAUGGAAACUUGCAGUUCAAACACCAGCCUGCCAGCCGCAAGGUCUCCAAAAACAAGGAACGGGAAUUGUAUGAAAACCUAGCCAAAGGAAAGAAAGAUGUGAAGAAGCAGAAGUCAGAGGACAAGAAGAGUGGCUCCGUGAGAAAAAGAUAGAGGAUGAGAGAGCUGUAUCCUGAUGAUUUAAUAUUGAAUUUGAUAUUACAUUUUUAUUUUAAAAGAUUUAUCUUGGUGUUUUUUGAUAUCAAGUGAUAAAGUUGAUGUCUGUGAUAUAAUUGAGAUUAUAAAGCAAAGUACUGAUAGCCGUGAACCAUGGAACCAUUCUGCACCCAUGCAAAUGGUCAUGGAUUUAAAUGUUUGCUGACAAUAAAAGCUCAGAGUAAUAAGCA
Oncorhynchus gorbuscha (pink salmon) is the source of this 2347-nucleotide messenger RNA. Its product is annotated as tyrosine-protein phosphatase non-receptor type 6-like. The transcript has 16 exons. NCBI's taxonomy places the organism in Eukaryota, Metazoa, Chordata, Actinopteri, Salmoniformes, Salmonidae. Bases 324 to 2114 code for a protein of 596 amino acids. Gene Ontology annotation, biological process: protein dephosphorylation. The record is from RefSeq and is a predicted model, not a curated record. Gene Ontology annotation, molecular function: protein tyrosine phosphatase activity.